Messenger RNA from Monoraphidium neglectum, 1485 nucleotides. RefSeq lists its product as hypothetical. Gene Ontology annotation, molecular function: microfilament motor activity; actin filament binding; ATP binding. The transcript has 7 exons. NCBI's taxonomy places the organism in Eukaryota, Viridiplantae, Chlorophyta, Chlorophyceae, Sphaeropleales, Selenastraceae. Gene Ontology annotation, biological process: actin filament organization; vesicle transport along actin filament. The record is from RefSeq and is a predicted model, not a curated record. Gene Ontology annotation, cellular component: cytoplasm; vesicle; actin cytoskeleton. Bases 1 to 1485 code for a protein of 494 amino acids.
AUGGCACACCACCUGCACGCGGGAGCGGCGGUCUGGGUCCGGCGCCCCGCAGCGGGCGUUCAGAAUGGCGUAACGGCGGCGGCUUCGGAAUGGCUGCCGGCGGUGGUCACGUCCGCGGACGAGGGCGGCGCGGCAGCCGUGGCACUUGAGGGGUCUGGCGAGGUGGUGGCAUGCGCCCCGGCAGACAUUGAGUUGCGUGGCGAUGACUCAUGCGUGCAGGACCUGAUCCGCCUGGCGCACCUGAACGAGCCGUCCGUCCUGUCGGCCCUCGCGCGCCGCUACGCCGGCGGCCAGAUCUACACCAACACCGGCCGCGGCAUCAUCAUCGCCCUCAACCCCUUCACGCCAAUGCCACACCUAUACGACGCGGCGGCGAUGGAGGCUUACAGAUCUGAGGGCGCCGCCGGCGACGCGGUCGCGCGGGCGCCGCACGUCUACGCGGUCGCCAGCCAGGCUUACUGGCGGAUGCGGGGCGAGGGCAAGGGGCAGGCGCUGCUGGUCACCGGCGAGUCUGGCGCGGGCAAGACCGAGACCAGCAAGCUCAUCAUGAAGUACCUCGCAUUCCUGGGGGGCUACAAGUCCAAGGACAGCGACGACGGCGACGCCGCGCGGCCCAGCGUGGAGCAGCGCGUGCUGGAGAGCAACCCGCUGCUGGAGGCGUUUGGCAAUGCCAAGACAGUGCGCAACGACAACAGCUCGAGGUUUGGCAAAUACAUCGAGCUUCACUUCUGCGCCGCGGGGUCUAUCAGCGGGGCGCGCAUCCACACCUACCUGCUGGAGCGGUCGCGGCUGGUGGCGCCCAGCAAGGGGGAGCGCAACUACCACAUAUUCUACCAGCUCCUCGCCGGCGCGACCCGCGAGGAGCGCUCCCGCUGGGCCCUCGGCGCCUCCGCCGCCGCGCACCGCCUGACCGCCGCCGCCGGCUGCCUGGCCCUGCCCGGCGUCGACGACGCGCGCGACCUGCUGGUCACGCGCCACGCCAUGCGGGCGGUGGGGCUGGGGGCAGACGAGCAGGAGCGGCUGUUUUCGAUACUGUCUGCGCUGCUGCACCUGGGUGACGUGUCAUUCGACCCCUGCCCCGACGGCGGCGACGGCUGCGCCGUCGGCGGGCCCGCCGCCGCGAGCCUGGCGGCGGCGGCGGGGCUGCUGGGGUGCGGGGCGGCGGCGCUGACUAAGGCGGUGACGACGCGGACGCGGGUGACGCCGGACGGGCCGAUCGUGAGCCCGCUCGGCGCCAAGGCGGCGGCGGAGACGCGGGACGCGCUCUCAAAGGCAGCCCGGGCCGCGGCGCUGCUGCCGCCGCCGCUGCCCCGCUUCGGCGGCCCGCCCGCCGCUGCAGAUCCGCGCCGAAGAGAGGGUGUUAUCCAACAAACACCCCGCGGCGCCCGCGCGGUCAACGCGCCGCAGGUGAUCUACGCGCGGCUGUUUGACUGGCUGGUGGCGCGCAUCAACGAGGCUGUGGGGGAGGACCUGGUGGGUGCUUGA